Eruca vesicaria subsp. sativa (arugula) is the source of this 1771-nucleotide messenger RNA. NCBI's taxonomy places the organism in Eukaryota, Viridiplantae, Streptophyta, Magnoliopsida, Brassicales, Brassicaceae. The record is from the annotation of a GenBank genome assembly.
AUUAAACCCACACCCACCCAAUAUCAUUAAAUAGCAAAGAAAAUGAAUCACAAGCAAAAAAUUCGAGGAAGAAGAAACAUCACAAUCACAAUCACAUCAUCUUAAUUCACAAACCAAACUCUAUUCUUUUAUAUCGCCGACACUUUCUAAUUCUUCCAUCUCUCACUCUUUCCAUCCACCACCAUGGAAGGCGUCUUCACCCUCCUCCUUCUUCUCACUGCCUCCUCCAUCAUCACCACCGCAUUACCCGAUAAAACCGGGUCGGGUCAAAUAAACUCAAACUCAGUCCUCGUAGCUCUCCUCGACUCUCACUACACCGAGCUAGCGGAGCUCGUGGAGAAAGCUCUUCUCCUCCAAACAUUAGAACAAGCCGUUGGUCAACACAACAUAACAAUCUUCGCCCCACGUAACGAGGCCUUAGAACGUAACCUCGACCCCGAGUUCAAAUCUUUCUUAUUACAACCCAAGAACCUCAAAUCAUUACAAACUCUCUUGAUGUUCCACAUUCUCCCCAAAAGACUCACUUCCCCUCACCUCUCCCCCUCCUCCACCGUCACCCACCGUACCCUCUCCAACCACCACCUCCACUUCACCGCCGGAAAAGUCAACUCCGCCGUGAUCACCAAACCCGACGACGUGACCCGACCCGACGGUAUCAUCCACGGCAUCGAACGUCUUCUAAUCCCUCGCUCCGUCCAAGAAGAUUUCAACCGCCGUCGUAACCUCCGCUCCAUCUCCGCCGUGUUACCGGAAGGAGCGCCGGAAGUCGACCCGAGAACCCACCGUCUCAAGAAAAAACCCGCCCCGGUCCCCGCCGGAGCACCGCCGGUUCUACCGGUUUACGACGCGAUGUCACCGGGUCCGUCGCUAGCUCCGGCGCCGGCGCCGGGACCGGGAGGGGCUCGCCGCCAUUUCGACGGUGAGGCUCAAGUCAAAGACUUUAUCCACACUCUCCUCCAUUACGGUGGAUACAACGAGAUGGCAGACAUUCUCGUGAACCUCACUUCUUUAGCCACUGAGAUGGGUCGGCUCGUGUCGGAAGGUUACGUUUUAACCGUCUUGGCUCCUAACGACGAAGCUAUGGCUAAGCUGACGACAGACCAGUUGAGCGAACCGGGAGCUCCAGAGCAGAUUAUGUAUUAUCAUAUCAUACCGGAAUACCAAACCGAGGAGAGUAUGUAUAAUUCUGUGCGCCGGUUUGGGAAAAUCCGGUAUGAUUCGCUCCGGUUUCCUCAUAAGGUUGAGGCUCAGGAGGCAGACGGUUCGGUUAAAUUCGGUCAUGGUGAUGGUUCGGCUUAUUUGUUUGAUCCGGAUAUAUAUACCGAUGGACGUAUUUCGGUUCAGGGGAUUGAUGGUGUUUUGUUUCCGGAGGAAGAGACUCCGGUCGAGAAGAAAUCCGCCGGUCCGGUUGUUAAUAAAACCGCUAAACCGAGGAGAGGGAAAUUGAUGGAGGUAGCAUGCAGAAUGUUUGGUUCACAAUUUCACACAUGUCAGUGAGACUUCACACAUGGCCAAAUUAAAUUCGGACAUGAGAAAUUUUUAUAAUUCUGUAAACAAGUGUAAAAAACUGUGAACAGAAUCAAGUAAUAAUGUAAAUGAUCAAUUUUUGGCUGAUUGCUAUAUAUAUAUAUAUAUGUUCAAUUAUAAAAAUGUUUUGAAUUGAACUAACAAAACCAUAUAUAUAACUUCCAAGCAGCUUUGCUUCCAGAGAAACCUUUUGUUUCGUCUGGCUUUGUCUCAGUCUUUGUUCUAAUAUUAUUUAAGAUGACCA